AUGGAGAUAGGCAAGCUAAAUCCUCUCGCCAUCAUCACUAACAAUAAUAACACCACCAUAUAUUUCAUUCUCUUCUCGUUAUUCAUCUUCGCACUAAUCAAAUUAGUCCGCACCAAACCCAAGGUUUCCCCCGGGCAGCUGCCCCCCUCCCCUCCCGGGCUGCCCGUGAUCGGCCACAUCCACCACCUGGUUGGCCGAGGGUUGCCCCACCGCGCACUCCGCAGCCUAUCCCGGCAGUACGGGCCCCGCGUCCUGGGCCUCCAGAUAGGCGAGGUCACGGCCGUGGUCAUUUCCUCCCCGGGGCCUGCCCGGGAGGCACUAAGGGAUCAGGACCCGGCCUGUGCCGACCGGCCCCAGUCCGUCUGCGGCAGUAUCGUGUGGUACGACUAUGUCGACAUCGCCUUCUCACCCUAUGGCGAGUACUGGCAGCAGAUGCGCAAGAUCUGCACCAUGGAGCUCCUGAGCAUGAAGAACGUGAGAUCCCUGUGGCCCGUCCGGCUAGACGAGGCCGAUCGUCUCUUGAGAUCCAUCGCGCCUGGGGAGGCCGUCAAUCUAACGGACAGGGUAAACUCGUUCACAACGUCGGUCAUAUGCAGGGCAAUGUUCGGGAAAGCGGAGAGGGACGAGGCGGCGUUGUUGGCGACGAUGCAGGAGGCGUUGACUUUGGUGCAGGGGCUCUUGCUGGCAGAUUUCUUCCCGUCAUUUAAGUGGCUUCAGGCGUUGAGCUUGAAGAGGCGUCGGUUGAUGAGGAUGAGGCGUCGGCUGGACGGGAUUCUCGACGGGAUUCUGGAGGAGCAUAGGUCCAAAGGGAGGAGAGGCGAGUUUGGUGGAGAGGAUAUUGUGGAUGUUUUCAUCAGGAUACAGAAGAAUGGGGGGCUCCAGUUUCCCGUUACUGAUGACAACAUCAAGGCCGUCAUUUUUGAUAUGUUCAGUGGUGGAUCUGAAAGCUCGUCCGCCAUCGUCAAUUGGGCCAUGGCGGAGCUAAUGAGAAAUCCGAGAGCGAUGGCAAAAGCACAGUCAGAGAUACGCAGUUCCCUCAGAGGCAAGAAGAAUAUUGAGGAGAGCGAUCUCACGGGGCUAACGUACCUCAAACUAGUGAUCAAAGAGACUCUGAGACUGCACCCUCCGGCCCCUCUCCUCACGAGAGUAUGCAGGGAUGAAUGUAAGGUCGAUGGCUAUUUAAUUCGUCCCAAAACUAAAGUCUUGGUGAAUGUAUGGUCCAUUGGAAGGGACCCAGAGUACUGGGCUGAUCCCGAGAUCUUUGAGCCAGAAAGGUUCGCUAACAGCUCGGUAGAUUUCUUAGGGAACAACUUCGAGUUCAUACCGUUUGGGUUGGGCCGAAGGAUCUGCCCUGGCAUAAAUUUCGGAUUGGCAAACGUGGAGCUCCCGUUGGCCCUCCUUUUGUAUCACUUUGAUUGGAGAAUGCCUAAUGGGAUGGAUCCUUCGGAUAUGGACAUGAGUGAAAAGGACGGAAUGACCGCCCCGCGGAAAGAUGAUCUUUUCUUGGUGCCCAUAGCCUAUGACCAUUCAACUGCAAACUCGCAACAUGAUCAGGCUUAG
This is a messenger RNA of Striga hermonthica, 1560 nucleotides long. Lineage: Eukaryota; Viridiplantae; Streptophyta; Magnoliopsida; Lamiales; Orobanchaceae. The record is from the annotation of a GenBank genome assembly.